This is a messenger RNA of Jatropha curcas, 712 nucleotides long. RefSeq lists its product as uncharacterized. The record is from RefSeq and is a predicted model, not a curated record. NCBI's taxonomy places the organism in Eukaryota, Viridiplantae, Streptophyta, Magnoliopsida, Malpighiales, Euphorbiaceae.
GCUGUACUUUACAAAAAAAAUUACAGAAAAAUAGAAAUCAAAGUGUAACUGUUUAUGCGGGAGCAGAGUUCCCAAUUCACAUUUUCAUUUUUCCUCAAGGGUUCGCCUUCAAGUAGUCUUCUCUUCAGCAGGUUUGAAGUGGGUUGCUAUUUUCAUAUCUAGGAAUUAGAGGGCAAUAAUCAGAAAUGGCAGGGCAGGAGAAUGUUAAACACCUUGAGGAUUGCUCGGUUGCCAAUGCUUUAGGCACAUGGUUCUUCUCGGUAGCAGGAGCUUUGGUAGCAAUUCCAGUAGGGAUAAAACGGAAAUCCUUAGCACCUCUGGUGUUCUUUGGCACCACAGGCACAAUGCUUGACAUUAUCAUGGGAAUCAGUCAAUGUGAAAGAGAACAUGCAGAACGCCAAGCAAAGCUGCUGGAAGCACAAAAUUCUGCUGCUGAAGCCUCUGUUUCAGAAACAGAAUCUGAGUCUUGAAUCUCCGAAGCUGGUUUAGGCAUGAUCUCAUUUGGCUUCAUUUAAACUUGCUUGACAUGGGAGACAAAUUUCCUUUGGUCAAUUGGUUAAUCUUUGUUCUUUCACUUGGUUUGUGAUUCAAUAUUCGGUUUUUUGCCGCCCUACUCUCUCAAGUUGUUUUUCUUUAUGUAACUUCGUAUUGUGGUGUCAACAAAAAAUGUCAUGAUUGAAUAAAACAGAGAGCUUUUUCUGAAGCUGCUCCA